AUGUACGCUGGUGUCGGCUCGAUAGAGCAAGUCUUCUGGCUUGACUCUUAUGCAUGGACGUUCCUUAUCCUUCGGACACCCGAGGUGUAUCGAAAGCUCAAGAAGGAGGUGUCGACCGCAUGGCUACAACUGGACCAACCUCCGAAAUUGGCUGACCUGGAAAAAUUACUAUAUCUUAAUGCGGUUAUCAAGGAAUCACUUUGUGCCGGUGGUGGCACUACUUCUCCGCUUAGCCGCGUGGUACCCCAAGGCGGUGCCACUAUUUGGGGAUGCUUUGUUCCCGGCGGGACUGUGGUUGGUUUCAGCAGCCACUUUGUUCACCAUGCGGUCGAUGCCUUUGAGCAAGCCGACAAGUUCAUACCUGAGCGAUGGCUCAACGGUGACAGUGCAGGAAACGAGAAAUUCUUUGUACCAUUUGGCCGAGGGCUGCGACGCUUCGCCUGGGUGAUUUUGAGAACCUGUGUGGCACAUGUAUUUCGCAAGUUUGAUCUAGAAAUUGACCCGUCGAGUCCGCUCGAACUUAACUAG
Messenger RNA from Penicillium subrubescens, 528 nucleotides. Its product is annotated as cytochrome P450. Gene Ontology annotation, molecular function: heme binding; oxidoreductase activity, acting on paired donors, with incorporation or reduction of molecular oxygen; iron ion binding. The transcript has 6 exons. The record is from RefSeq and is a predicted model, not a curated record. Bases 1 to 528 code for a protein of 175 amino acids. Lineage: Eukaryota; Fungi; Ascomycota; Eurotiomycetes; Eurotiales; Aspergillaceae.